AUGGGCCGGCCGCCUGAGCGCGCUACGUAUCAGCUCAUCGACCGGCGGAAAGCGGAGUUUGUACCUUCCUUUGUUAAACCAUCUCUUGGAAGUACUACAGUUCCAGAUGUAACUAAGUCAGAUUUUAGGGGUUCUUCUGAAAAAACAAUCCUAGAUAGGUCCGAGUCAUCAAAGUCUAAUAACUCGGAUGAUGAGGCACACCAGUUUUGGCGUAAGCAGCUUCCUGAUGACAUUAUUCCAGACUUCACUUCUUUUGAGAAAAUUGAACAAGGGCCUGAAGAACUGUCCCUUGCUGGAUUAUCCUUGAAAGCGCCCCCCUUUUAUGGGACAACAUCCAGUCGCUUCUCAAGAGAACAUCAUGAAUUAUCUUCUCCAGCUACCAAGGGCCUGGAACUGGAACAUACCAAUCUGUUGUAUGAAGAUAAUUACCUGGGUUCAAGCAACUGGGAGCAAAAUUAUAUUGGUGAUCUUCAUAUUGCUAAUGGAAACCAGGACCUUCAUUAUGAUUCUGAAACUGGUGUAAGCUUUUCUGAUAGUUUUGCUAGUGAGUAUGCUGCCUCAUCAGAUGGCCUUGUUGCUCCCCUGGAGUACUUGGCAUCUCAGUUCCCUGGAUUUUCAGCAGAGAGCCUUGCAGAGCUGUACUACGCAAAUGGGUGUGAUUUCAACCAUACUAUUGAAAUCCUCACCCAGCUAGAGAUGCAAGUUGAUGCUACACCCAAUCACACACUGAAUCUGGCCCACAACACACCAAACUUUAGCACUGGGGAUUUCCCUGCACUUCCAACAGUCGAGGACCAAAAUGGUUUCAAUAAGGGUAAUGUGGAUGUACUUAGCAUGUUCAAUGGGCGCGGUUCAUCUGCGAUGCCUACUGGAGCUGGUGAUUUUGUUUCAGCUGUUCGCAAACUUGCGUCGCAGAAUUCUGGCCAGUGGAAGUUUAAAAAGGGUCCUGAAUAUGGUAAUGGCGUUUCAGCUCUUUCUGUACCCAAACAGUACAGUUCUAGCACUAAACAAUCAUCUGGGAACAAGUUUCAAAGCAUCAGCAGUGCAAGAGUUGCCCCAUGGCUUGAGACUGGCGAUGCAGUGGCAAGUAUGUACUCAGAAUCAAGGGGAGAAGCUAGUGAUUUUGCUAGGGUCCGAAAUGCAUGCUUUGAGCAGGCUAGACAGGCUUACUUGGUUGGCAACAAGGCUCUUGCGAAGGAACUCAGCAUGAAGGGGCAGGCAUACAAUGUGCAAAUGAAAGCAGCUCAUGAGAAAGCUAGAGAAGCUAUUUACCGACAAAGGAAUCCUGUUUCUUCCCAACGUGGGGGUGACCACCUGAUUGAUUUACAUGGCUUGCAUGUGAAUGAAGCAAUCCACAUCCUGAAGGGUGAGCUCACUGCCUUGAAGAGCGCAGCGAGGGCAGCAGGGGAGAGGAUGCAAGUCAUGGUUUGCGUUGGAACAGGCCACCACACCAAGGGCUCUCGCACUGCGAGGUUGCCUAUUGCUGUGGAGCAGUUCCUCCUGGAUGAAGGCCUCCAGUACACGCAGCCCCAGGCGGGUCUGCUCCGAGUGAUGGUGUACUAA
Molecule: messenger RNA, 1563 nt
Organism: Miscanthus lutarioriparius
Lineage: Eukaryota; Viridiplantae; Streptophyta; Magnoliopsida; Poales; Poaceae
Source: the annotation of a GenBank genome assembly